CUUGUUGAUUAUUGCAUCAGUGUAUCAGUGUCACGAGUGUGUUAAUAUCUUUAUUUAGAGUGAUUACGGUCUAGCGAUAUUUUCUAUUGAGAAGGUGACAGAAGAAAGAAAGAAAGAAAGAAGAAGAAGAAAAUACUUUUUGUACAAAGCAGAUGAUGAUACAUAAUUUAAAUGAAUUGAAGCUUAAAUCUGCAGAGAGUCUAUAUUGUCGUAUAUUAUUUAUACUGACGUACAACUAAACAUGGCGGAUUUCAAGAAACGAACGUUGGUGGGUCUGAUUUCAACAACUUUUAUACAGCUUGCAUUGCUCCUUUCUAUGAUCAUCUACUGGCGUAUAUUAAGGGAAGAACCUCCGGAAGAUAAAAAACAACAACAGCAGCUAUGUUACAACUUGGGUCGGUUUUUUACCAGUUCUGAUAAAGAUACAUGUCCAGUAGGCUUAAAGAUGAAUAUGAAAAAUGAUACAAAAACAUGUUGCGGAAACUCGGAUUUAAUCUUUGGUAACUUAGUAACAAUGGCUGUGUCUGAAAAGUACAACAGUGAUGCCAAUCCUGAAUUGCCUUCGUUAGAUCUUAAAUUGGACCAUUGCAACAAGACCAGAAUGAAACCGCCAAUGAUAAAACUUUUUGGACUCGCAUGUGACAAAAAUCAAGUCGAAGAGGGAAACUCUUCAAAAAUCUUCUGGAAUUCGAAUAUUCAAACGUAUGCUACAUCCAGCCUGACAUACAUAUCCGAUGAAGGUACAACUUAUGUAGGAAAGGCAGGAUACUACUUCGUCCACUCUCAAAUAAAAGUCAAAGUCAUCAGCAAAAACGAUACAGAUGAUGAUGUCCGCGAUAUCUUCACUCACAGCGUACAUCUGAUCCCGAGUGAGAAGAACACGAGCUCAACUAUUCUAGAAGAUAUAAAAUCCAAAUGUGAAAUGGCAUCCAAAGAGUCCGAACUCACGAGCGUUGUAGGGGGUGUCUUCAGACUUAAACAGGAAGACAAAUUGUACGUUGCAACAUCACACCACAAAAGUCUAGUACAGCGCGACAAUUGUAUUGUCUUCAGCAUGUACAGGUUGUAACUGAUUUUGUUACAAAGAUAGUUAAAAUAUCUUUUAAAUAAAACCUAGUAAAUUUGACUGUCUACAGGAUAAUUACACACACAAAGAUAAAUUAAAUGAAAUUUAAAAAAUUUCGUUUCAACAAUAAUUGUCCUGUUUAUAAUAUCAUUAUCUCAGAGAAUUCUUAUUUUUACUACUUUUUUCAAGAAAUUAUACAAAACUGAGAAUAUAUUGAAUCCAGAAAUUAUAAAAAAUUAUUGUCAUAUUUAAAUAACAGCUGAAUGUAAAUAGUUUUGUAUAAUUAAUUUUGCUCUCUUAUACGUCUUUGAUGUUCCGUCAACUGACAAAAAAUAUUACCAUUCGCAAAUAAAACAGAUAUAAUGAUUUUUUGUAUCAAAAUGAUAAUAUUGUAAAUAUCUAUAUUAUGUUUAAAAGCUCUAGUACAUAAAAACUAGAUACAUUUGUAAUCUGUUUUUCUUUUUUUUUUUCUUUGACAAUCAUUUUCUUUUUUUGUUAAUCAAUUAACGUCAUCAUUUGACGUUAAUUAUAAUCAUCAUUGAACACAAUGAGUCAUACAAAUGAAAUUUACACUUAUACGUAAUACUUACAAAUUGGUAAAUUAUAAACGAACAACAACUGUUAUUAGCGUAUAAUAUAAUGGAAUAAAAUCAGAUUAUUGUAUUUCAUAUAUAGCCCUAUUUUCUUGCGAAGUAAAUAUUAUAUUAUUCAAGUACCUAGGUAGAAUUUUAAAAUAAAUAUGAGUUUGAUACUGUAUGUUUCUUGAAAUAUAUUUUAUAUGUUAAAUCAGACUUGAUAUAAACAGAUGCAUAAGUGCAUGCAUGUUUUUGUACAUAAAACAUAUCUCAUACAUUCUACUAACAAAUUUUGAUAAUGUGGCAGAAUUGUCCAAUAAGUCCAGGUGUAUUCAAAGAUAAUCAGAAAAUUAUCUUGGGGCUAUAUUGCAAAGUAUAUUAGAUACCUGUAUAGGAAAAUAAACAGUGUCGAAUGUCACAUUUUCAAAGUUUAUUAAUACACAUAAAAUAACUGUUGUUUUGUUUUCGUUUUAUUUACAGCUAUUGUGUUUCCAUUUAAUAGUAAAAAAUGCCCUGAAAAAAUAAAAAAUGUUUCUGUUACUUUAGUGCGUAUGUUUUUGAUAGAAUCGAGAAAAGUGUUAUGUUGUUUUUUUUACAAUUAUUGUCAAUAAGGAAACACCUUUUUUUUUUAUUUCAUUAGUUUUUGGUGAUCUGGUAUGAAUUUUAACAUUUGGCAUAUAUAAUUAAAGAAUACGUUUGUUGAGGUAGAAAAUGAUGUUAUAUCUAAAUUUCACAUAACAGUAUCAUAUGAAUAAGGGUGAAAAGUCUUUAAAAAUCAGUCUAAUAUAUGUUUAUAUAUCCUGAUUUCAGAAAUGAUAUAUAUCAGAACCAUAAUUUGAUAUGAUUAGACACGAUGAAGUGCUUAAUAUACAUCUGCGGAAUACUUUCAUAAGGGUGUCGCCCGAGUUCAUUAUUUUUACGAUUCGGAGUCUUUGAAAUCAUCAAAACUUGGUUCUGUCGUAUUUUAUUUCGUUUCUUAUAUAUGUAGCGAAUGAAAUAGGGACGGACUAUUUUAUGGCUCAUGUUGCCAAAUAUAGUAAAUCGACCCGCGAUCAGUGUAUUAUUAAAAACGGGAGGUAACAUGUCACGCGGAAUAAUUCAGAUAUUCUUGAGCAUCGAGUGUUUACAUAUUUUGUUUCGACUCUAUGAAAUGGUAGAUCGAAUUUGGCAGAACUUGUUCUCGGUACCUGUAUGGCGCCAAAUGCCAAAUGUAUUGUCAAUGUGAAAUUAAAUUUGUUAUAAUGCA
Molecule: messenger RNA, 2887 nt
Organism: Mercenaria mercenaria
Lineage: Eukaryota; Metazoa; Mollusca; Bivalvia; Venerida; Veneridae
Exons: 6
Coding region: 242-1069 (275 amino acids)
Biological process (GO): immune response
Cellular component (GO): membrane
Molecular function (GO): tumor necrosis factor receptor binding
Source: RefSeq, a predicted model, not a curated record